Fomitopsis serialis is the source of this 804-nucleotide messenger RNA. RefSeq lists its product as uncharacterized. The record is from RefSeq and is a predicted model, not a curated record. NCBI's taxonomy places the organism in Eukaryota, Fungi, Basidiomycota, Agaricomycetes, Polyporales, Fomitopsidaceae. The transcript is spliced from 5 exons. Bases 1 to 804 code for a protein of 267 amino acids.
AUGGCUUCGACACAAUCUCUAAACCCGCCGCCAGGCAGCAGCAAUGAGAAGGCACCAGAGUUCACACCAUCGUCCUCAGAAGCACCGCAGGACGCUGUGGACGUUACUCCGGACCGGCCUGCUGAAGAGACAUGGGAGGACAUCCCCGAGGAGAUCAUAUCUUUGAGCAUCCGUACACGAGUUCGGCUCACCGACAAUGACUUGAAGGUGAUGCCCUCGGAGACGUUACGUCUGCAACAAGAGCAGAAUGCCACGAAGGAGAAGAUUCGGGACAAUGGGGAGAAGAUCACGCAGGACAAGGUCUUGCCUUACCUUGUGGCGAAUAUAGUCGAGAUUCUGGACGUGAAUUCUGAAACUGAGGACGGCAGCGCGAACCGAGACCUUGACUCUAUGCGCAAGGGGAGAUUCGCCGUCAUCAAGCCCUCGACACAACAAACCGUCUUCUUCCCGCUCACCGACCUCGUCCCGCCCGAGAAUCUCAGACCCGGCGAUCCCGUUGGCACCAAUAAGGAUUCGUAUCUGGACAUCGUCUGGUUCGUCCCUCUCGACCGGAUUGAGUUCGUCAUGAAGGCCACCAUUUUCAAGAGUUUUUGCAACCGCCACAACGCCGCAAUGGCGCAGGCUUCCAUCUCCCCGCCCACUCGGGUGCCCCCAUGGCCCGCACCCAGUCCCGCGCGGCCUCCGUCACGAGUCCCUUUACUACAACCGGCCGGCUUCGGCACAAACGUCUCGAUGAAGCCGGAGGUGCUUCCCACCUCCCAUGUGGCACACGAGGAAGAGUCGUUUGGCAACCGUCUCGUCUGA